GUGUUGCAUAAUGUGCAUGUAUCUCCUACACCAUAGUCUCCCUUUCCCAAUAGCUAGUGAACCAUGUUGCAUGGGUUACGAGCUUUCAGUGUGUUAAUUGGUGUCCUGAUUUUGCAGGGAUCUGAUUCUUUAGCCUCUUGGAAAGCAAACCUCUUCUUUGAGCCAGCUAAGUUUGAGGACACAGAUGUAUUAGUCCACAGAGGAAUCUACGAGGCAGCAAAAGGAAUAUACGAACAGUUCUUACCAGAAAUAACAGAGCAUUUGUCUAGACACGGAGAUAGAGCUAAGUUUCAGUUUACGGGUCAUUCUCUUGGAGGCAGUCUUUCAUUAAUAGUGAAUUGGAUGCUUAUCUCUAGAGGACUCGUUAGCUCUGAAGCUAUGAAAUCCGUUGUCACGUUCGGUUCACCGUUUGUGUUUUGUGGCGGUGAGAAGAUUCUAGCUGAGCUUGGCCUUGACGAGAGUCAUGUUCACUGUGUGAUGGUGCAUAGAGAUAUCGUCCCACGAGCCUUCUCGUGUAAUUAUCCUGACCAUGUUGCUCUCGUUCUCAAGCGUUUGAAUGGGUCCUUCCGUACACAUCCUUGUCUCAACAAAAAUGUAAGUCCUUAGUAUAAUUGUUCUUUUGGCUUAACGUUUUGAACAUCUUUGUCUAUAUUAAAAUACGGAUAGCCUA
Molecule: messenger RNA, 670 nt
Organism: Arabidopsis arenosa
Lineage: Eukaryota; Viridiplantae; Streptophyta; Magnoliopsida; Brassicales; Brassicaceae
Source: the annotation of a GenBank genome assembly